Euleptes europaea (tarantolino) is the source of this 1596-nucleotide messenger RNA. RefSeq names its product betaine--homocysteine S-methyltransferase 1-like. NCBI's taxonomy places the organism in Eukaryota, Metazoa, Chordata, Lepidosauria, Squamata, Sphaerodactylidae. The transcript is spliced from 10 exons. Bases 1 to 1494 code for a protein of 497 amino acids. The record is from RefSeq and is a predicted model, not a curated record. Gene Ontology annotation, molecular function: betaine-homocysteine S-methyltransferase activity.
AUGACUUCUCCCGCCCUUGGCGGAGCCCGCACACGAGACUUCGCCGCGUCCCCACGGCAGCCGAGGCAGAAAGGCGCCCUUCGAGUUCUCCCCGCUGGCAACGGGGAGCCGGGCGCGCGGGCCUCGCUGCUGAGGGGGAGUGGAUCCGCCCCUCUGGGGAGCGACGGGUUUAUUUACGGCCCUCGGGCAUACGUGAAUCGCUUCAUCGAUUCUUUCCGCAUAGCAAGCACGUGCGGUGGGUGGGAGCAGAAUGGACUUCUGAAAUCAAGACCGUCUGAAGGUGUUUUCGUGGGCGGCGGCAUCCUAGAACGUCUAGAUGCUGGGGAAGUUGUAAUUGGUGAUGGAGGAUUUGUCAUCGCCCUUGAAAAGAGGGGCUAUGUGAAAGCUGGUCCCUGGACGCCAGAAGCUGCAGUGGAGCACCCAGAAGCAGUUCGUCAACUGCAUCGAGAAUUUCUCAGGGCUGGAUCAAAUGUUUUGCAGACUUUCACCUUUUAUGCCAGUGAAGACAAAUUGGAGAACAGGGGAAACUAUGUAGCUGCUAAAAUUUCUGGCCAGAAAGUGAAUGAAGCCGCUUGUGACAUUGCAAAAGAAGUGGCUAAAGAAGGAGAUGCUCUGGUGGCCGGGGGUGUCAGUCAAACGCCUUCGUACUUAAGUGGCAAGAGUGAAGCUGAAGUUAAAACGAUCUUUCGAAAGCAGCUAGACGUUUUUAAGAAAAAAGAUGUGGACUUCUUAAUUGCAGAGUAUUUUGAACAUGUUGAAGAAGCUGCAUGGGCAGCUGAAACCUUAAAGGAAUCUGGGAAGCCGGUUGCAGUUACGAUGUGCAUUGGUCCAGAAGGAGACAUGCAUGGUGUUCUUCCUGGAGAAUGUGCUGUUCGGCUUGUAAAAGCUGGUGCUUCUAUUGUUGGCGUGAACUGCCAUUUUGAUCCCGAAACCUCCCUCAGAACGGUGAAACUCAUGAAGGAGGGCUUGCAAGCUGCUAAGCUGAAGGCACAUCUGAUGUCACAGCCACUUGCCUUUCACACACCUGAUUGCGGGAAGCAAGGUUUCAUUGAUCUACCAGAAUUUCCUUUUGCUUUGGAGCCAAGGAUCCUCUCCAGAUGGGAUGUGCACAAGUACGCAAGAGAAGCCUAUAAUUUAGGGAUCCGGUUCAUUGGCGGCUGCUGUGGCUUUGAACCAUAUCACAUCAGAGCGAUUGCUGAGGAGCUGGCUCCGGAAAGAGGGUUUUUGCCACAAGCUUCUGAAAAACAUGGCAGCUGGGGGAAUGGUUUGAGCAUGCAUACCAAACCCUGGAUCAGAGCAAGGGCUAGGAAAGAAUACUGGGAAAAUCUGUUGCCCGCAUCAGGUCGACCCUAUUGCCCCUCAUUGUCAAAGCCAGAUGGCUGGGGAGUGACCAAAGGAGAUGCUGAGCUGAUGCAGCAGAAAGAAGCCACAAGUGAAGAUCAGUUAAAAGAGCUCUUCAAGAAACAGACAUUCAAAUCCAGCACCACACCCUGAAUGUUUAGCAAUUUCACAUGUGCCUUCUGGUCUCACAAGAAGACCAUUGGAUCAAAGCCAAUAUGCAUAAUACAGAGAAAGUUUGUCAUUCCCGCAGUCCAG